GAGUGCGCGCGCAUCAGCUGCUCGGUGUAUAAAUGUGAUUUCUGACUGGAAUAAAAAACCCGUUUAUUUUUAUUGAAUAAGUUUUUAUUAAUAAUUCAGUUUCUCACUUUACACACUUUAUUAGUCAUUCAGGUCGCUGUGGGCUGGUGUUUAGUCAGAAGUUCAAAUGGAGCCGGGGUUAGAGAUGUCUGCCAUGAUUCCUGCUCUUCAGGAGCUAGCGAGCGCCACCUCAGAGGAGUAUAACGGAGCUGUGCAGAAACCCAGACAGAUCCUGUGUCAGUUCAUUGACAGAAUCCUGACUGAUGUAGAAGUGGUGGCGUUGGAACUUUCUAAGAAGAGCAGGUCAGAACCGGCGUGCGUCAUGCUCCUGGACUUCAUCCAGCACAUCAUUAAAUCCUCCUCGCUGAUGUUUAUAAACCCGACGUGUCAGGCAGAACAGUACAGAGAAGUACAGAGUGACUGCAGCGAUUUCAGUAAGUGGAUCAUCAUGCGUGUGUUACGCAUCACCGCCGCUCCGGAAUGCGGAAUUCUGCACGCUAAAAUCGUCUCGGUCCUCUGUUCCCUGCUCCACCUGUUCCGAGCAAAGUGCCCCGUGAUAUUCGGAGUGUUGGUUCGAGAGCUGAUAGGAUUAGUGCAGGAUCUCACACACACCUGCUGCAGGACGCCCGACACACACCGGAUGCAGUGGCCCGUAUCGCUGCAGCGUUUCAGUGUCAGCACGUCUCAUCGCGCCCUGUAUCUCACACCGUCCGUCCUCCACCUCGUCUCAGCCGCGUCCUCUCAGGCGCUCUUAUCCACCACGCUGAGCGUCCUCACUGACAUCCUGCAGGGCAUCUUCUUUCCCAGGGAAGUCGGACAGAUCUGGGACGCGUCCUGUUUCGUCCUGAUGAAUGCCGGCCCGGAGUUAAAAGUUGUCUCCAUGGCGAUGCUGAGACGCAUCGUGAACCUGGGGGGACUUCCUGUCAACCACGAGCAGACUUUUUUCACGGCGUAUCUGUCCCUCCUGGAAUCGUUCGUCUCUUGCGAGGAAUCGGACGUGCGCACGUGCGCAGCAGAGUUUCGGGCACUGACAGGGAGCGUGUUCAGACCGGAGAAGGACGCACACGUGCGGAUCGGGCGUGUCCACCUGGACCUGCUGAUGGACUUGGUGCACACACUCGUCAUCAGAGGGGCUGUGGACAGGAUGAAGGAUACGGAGGUGAGGAUGGCGCUAUAUGAGGUUUUCCGCUUCGUCCUGGAGCACGUGCCCUCAGGAUACGAGUCCGCAACCUCGAUCCGGAAGGAGAGAGUGACGUCCAUCUGCAGAACCCUGAUCUCCAACAUUGGAGCUCGGAAACAGCAGGAGUAUGUGGAGGGAUUCCUGUGUGUUGCACUGAAGGCCGAAGGUCUUGCAGCUCUACAGGAAGUGCAGAACGAGUGUGUGGAGCUCAGUGGAGCUGACGAGGAGAUUCCAGCAAAAAAAUUACACCUGUCUCUCUCCACAGCAUCCAGACGAGAACCGCUUGGUCAUGUGGACAUGAGGAGCAGGAGCGAGGUGUGGGCUGCAGUAGAUGAUCGGAUGGAGGAGUUGAUCAAACAGCUGGAGGCAUGUGAUGGAGUCGAACAGCGUGUAUGUGUUCUGGAGGGAUUAGUUAUCAUCCUGCGUCUCACUGCUGUCUCCACCAGUGAGUUUGUGUUGAACUCUGGAGAGAAACUCGCACAUGCUCAGAAUCUUGUGUGGUUGAAGUCGAGGACGUUGUCUAAGGUGGUGGAGGCGUGUCUAUCCGUCAUGGCCACCGCCACUGAGGAGAACAUGGAGCUGACUGUGGAGAGGACGGUGCGUGUCCUGGAUGCCGUCGUCUUCUUGUCCAUUAACAGUCAGACUGACGUCAGUUUGUCCCGAAGUGUGUGUGCGAUGUUGUCGAUUCCCUGGAUGAACACACACUCCUCCGUGUCGGCCUAUCAGACGGCUUCAUUUCCUGCUAAUCUGAUUGGACUGUCGAAGAAACUUGCACCUGCCUACUCUGUGGAGACACGAGGUCGCUGCGUGUUCCUUCUCUCUCUCCUUCCACAGCAGACGAGUGUGGAUUGGCGUGCGAGUGUUUAUCAGAGUGCACUGCAGAGUGAGAAUGAGACGGAGCGUCUCAGUGCAGUGAAGGGGUUUCCUCUGCUCUUCCAUCAACUCGGGACUAAACCAUACAUCCUCCUGCACACUACGCUCAUGUCCAGACUCCAGGACGUCUCGCCCCAUGUGAGGACAGCGAUGGCGUCUCUCAGUUCUAAGUUACUGUGCUGUUUGAGUGAAAGUUCUCAGUUCCGUGUGCUCCCUGAGGAUUUGUCUUCUCCUUCAGAGUUCCUCUGUUCUCAUGUCACUCUGUCCGACUCUCACUCUGUCCGUCUGUCCUCCUCCGGGGUGUCUGUCCUCGCACCGUUUCUCACCCUGCUCAGACCUAGUGAGGAGCCUGAGGUGAAACUAGCGUUUAUUGGGAACAUCAGUCACGUGUGUAAGCACGUGGACGUGAGCAGUGGUGACCCCGACACCCAGUCUCUCCUGGUAGCGCUGGUUAAUCUGAUCGAGGAUCCACAACAAGACGUUCGAUUGUCCUUCAGCCAGAACAUCAGGAGUCUGCUAGAGCACUGGAACGGAGAUGCUUUCCUCAAAGAGCUGCUUGUAUCUCGGCUGAAGGAGGCUUUUACCAACACAAAAACUUCCAGAAACAAUGAACUGAAAAACACACUUAUCCUCACAACAGGGGAGAUCGGGAGGGCAGCUGAAGGCAGUCUGGUGUCAUUCUCUCUGCUGCGUCUGCUCCACUGUUUACUCUCUAAAUCCUCUCAGGUGUCUGUCGUGGCUCACACAGAGAUUCAGGCUCUCGCUUCAGCCAGGAACCUCAAACUGCAGAGCUUCUUCAAUCAGUACAGGAACCCUGUGUGUCAGUUCCUGGUGGAGUCAUUACACUCCCGCCACAUGGUGGCGCUGCGCUGUACCCCUGAUCACAGCAGCGAGGCUCUCCAGGAGGAGGCGGCGCACCAGAGAGAACUGGCCCUCGACAUUCUCUCACACGUCGCACACGCCUUCGACUUCCCCGACCUCAACCGCUUCCUUAACCGUACGUUGCAGGUUCUCCUUCCCUAUCUAGCAGCGAAAGCGAGUCCCACGGCGUCGGCUCUUAUCCGCACCAUCGCCAAACAGCUCAACGUCAACCGAAGAGAAAUCCUCAUCAACAACUUCAAAUACAUCUUCUCCCAUCUGGUGUGUUCCUGCACCAAGCAGGAGCUGGAGAGAGCGUUCCACUACCUCAAGAGUGAAACAGAGAUUGAGCUGGGCAGUUUACUGAGACAGGACUUCCAGGGUCUCCACAACGAGCUGCUGCUGCGUCUGGGAGAAAAUUACCAGCAGGUCUUUAAUGGACUUUCCAUCCUCGCUUCAUUCGCCUCCUGUGAUGACCCGUAUCAGGGACCCAAAGACAUCACCUCUCCUGAAAUAAUGGCUGAUUAUCUUCAGCCGAAGCUCCUGGGCAUCCUGGCGUUCUUCAACAUGCAGCUGCUGAGCUCCAGCACCGGUGAGAAGGAGAAGAAGAAAAUGGCUCUGAAUAGUUUAAUGGCUCUGAUGAAGCUGAUGGGAUCAAAGCACAUCAGCUCAGUGAGGGUGAAGAUGAUGACAACACUCAGAACUGGUCUGAGAUAUAAAGAGGACUUUCCACAACUCUGCUGCAGGACGUGGGAUUGUUUCGUCCGCUCUCUCGAUCCGUCUUAUUUAGGGCCGUUGUUGAGUCACGUGAUCGUCGCUCUCCUGCCUCUAAUCUCCAUCCAGCCUAAAGAGACGGCCUUGAUCAUGCACUACCUCAUUGUGGAGAACAGACAGGAAGUAGAGGACUUUCUUCAUGAAAUCUAUUUCCUCCCAGACCACCCGGAGCUAAAGGAUGUCCAUGAGGUCCUACAGGACUACAGGAAGCAAACGUCGAAGAGUUCUGACCUCCAGGCGGCGCUGCAGCUCUCCAUGCGUGCGAUUCAGCACGAAAACGUAGACGUGCGCAUUCACGCCCUCAACAGCCUGAAGAAGAUGCUGUACAAGAACCAGGCAGCAGUGUUACGCUUGCUGUUGGACAGUGAGUUGGUGGAACCGGUUCUGUCUGAGCUGGUGACGGUUCUGUUGUUGGGAUGUCAGGAUGUCACGGCGGAGGUGCGGCUGUUGUGUGGCGAGUGUUUAGGGGAGCUGGGGGCCAUCGACCCCGGACGCCUCGACCUGAACACCACACACACACAGCGCAGCGGCGCCAGCUUCACCAGUGGAAUUGAUGAUCCUGAUUUUGCCUUUGGGUUGUUAACAGAACUUACUAGAACUUUCCUGGCGUAUGCUGACAAUGUACGAGCUCAGGAUGCUGCUGCUUACGCCAUGCAGGAACUGCUGUCUAUAUUUGAAUGUCGUGAGGGAAGGACGGACUCGCCGGGCCGCAGACUAUGGAGGAGGUUUCCAGAACAGGUUCAAGAGAUUCUGGAGCCGCAUCUAAACAGCAGGUAUAAAAGCUCACAGAAGGUAGUGAACUGGUCCAGACUGAUGAAGCCUGUCUACCUGAGUAACCGAGGGAGAAAGUUCUCCGACUGGUCUGCUACAUGGGCUGGAUAUCUCAUCAGCAAGGUGCGUCAUGAUCUUGCCAGUAAAGUGUUUAACUGCUGCAGCUUCAUCAUUAAGCACGACUACAGAGUGACUCUGUACCUGCUCCCCCACAUCCUUCUGUAUGUCCUGCUGAGCUCCACCCCUGAGGAACAGCAGGAGGUGGUGGAUGAGAUCAUGGCUGUCCUGAAGGAGGACGAACCGCGUCUGACUCAGCUGCAGGAGAACGCCUCAAGUCUGGCUCAGCUCAGCACUCAGACUGUCUUCUCUAUGUUGGACCAUCUGACCCAGUGGGGGCGCUACAAACUCCAAACACUCAGCACGACUAGGAGCUCGGGUCGACAGAACCGAGACACACAGAACCUACAAACCAGCUGUGUGGAGAACAGUGAUUAUCAGUGUGUGGUCUCCUUCUUGAACCGGAUUCCUCAGGAUGUUCUCGCCAAGGCAUCGUUCCGCUCUAAAGCGUACACACGUGCGGUCAUGCACUUUGAGGCCUUCAUCAGGGAGAAGCAACAGAACAUUCAGGAUCACCUGAGCUUUCUGCAGGCCUUGUAUGCAGCCAUGCAUGAGCCGGAUGGUGUGAAAGGAGUAAAUGCUCUGAGAAAAGAGGAACCUUCACUAAGAGAACAGAUUCUAGAACACGAAAGUAUCGGCCUGCUGAGAGAGUCUACAGCCUGCUACGACAGAGCUAUCCAACUAGAACCUGACCAGAUUGUGCAUUAUCAUGGUGUGAUGAGCUCUAUGCUGGGACUCGGUCAGCUCUCCACAGUAAUGACUCAGGUUAACGGUGUUCUGGCGAACAGGCCACGCUGGAAGUCUGAUCUGAACACUUAUCGCGUCGAGGCGGCGUGGAAACUCUCCAAGUGGGAUCUAGUGGAGGAUUAUUUGGCCUCUGAUGAGAAAUCAAACACAUGGGGUGUGAGACUUGGGCAGAUGUUGCUCUCAGCUAAGAAGCAGGACUCUGAUGGUUUUAAUGAGAAGCUGAAGUUGGCGAGGAGGGAGCAGGUAGUUCCACUUUCGGCCGCCAGCUUCGAGUUUGGAACCUACCAGAGAGGAUACGAGUACAUCGUUAGACUUCACAUGCUCAGUGAGUUAGAACAUGCGUUCACUAAACUGCAGAUGAAAAGUGAAGGUUCCAAAGCGAGUGAUCUGAUGCUGAAUUGGGACGAUCGCCUGCUCAUGACCCAGAAUUCCUUUAGAGCCAAAGAGCCAAUCCUGGCUCUCCGUCGGGCUUUGCUCAGCCUCAGCAAGGAGUGUGUGUAUGAGGAGCAGGUGGGUCAGUGUUGGCUGCAGAGUGCGAGAGUGGCCCGUCGAGCUGGUCAUCACCAGACGGCAUUUAACGCCCUGCUGAACGCUGAGAACUCUCACCUGUCUGAGCUGUUCGUGGAGAAGGCCAAGUGGCUGUGGUCCAAGGGUGAUGUGCACCAGGCUCUCAUUGUUCUACAGAAGGGAGUAAAACAGUGUUUACCUGAAGGCCAACAUCUCUCAGAUCCUAGGAGGAUCCAGAUUAAAGGAAAAGCACUGCUGCUGGUUGGCCGCUACAUGGAGGAGACUGCAAACUCUGAGAGCAACGCCAUCAUGAAGAUCUACAGGGAUGUCACUACACUGUUACCUGAGUGGGAAGAUGGGAAUUUUUAUUUAGCUAAGUAUUAUGACAAACUGAUGCCGAUGGUGACGGACAAUAAAAUGGAGAAGCAGGGCAACGUCAUCCGCUACAUCGUCACUUAUUUUGGAAAAGCGCUGCAGUUUGGGAAUCAGUACAUUUACCAGGCCAUGCCUCGCAUGCUCACACUGUGGCUCGAUUUUGGUGCAAAAGUUUAUGAAGUGGAGAAAGCGGGUCGUUCAGAUCGAGCUCAGAUGAAGACAGAUUUGAGUAAAAUUAACGCCGUGAUCAGUGAACACACACUACACCUCGCUCCGUAUCAGUUCCUCACCGCGUUCUCGCAGCUCAUCUCUCGGAUCUGUCACUCCAACGACGAGGUGUUCGCCGUCCUCAUGGACAUCAUUGCUAAAGUGUUCCUCGCUUACCCUCAGCAGGCCAUGUGGAUGAUGGCUGCUGUGUCAAAGUCGUCUUAUCCAACCCGGAUGAACAGAUGUAAGGAGAUUUUGAAGAAAGCAGUCAGUCUCAACGGGUCGUUCGGGAAAUUUAUUGGAGAUGCGAACAGACUGACUGACAAACUGGUGGAGCUUUGCAACAAACCUGUGGAUGGGAACAGCCCCACUCUCAGUAUGAGUGUGCACUUUAAGAUGUUGAAGCGUUUGGUGGAGGAGUCGAGUUUCAGUGAGAUCCUCAUACCGCUGCAGUCAGUCCUCAUCCCCACGCUGCCCUCCACCGGUGGCUCCAACACCAGCCAUGACGCCUUCCCCGGACACUGGGUCUACUUAUCCGGAUUCGACGACAACGUGGAAAUUUUGGCGUCUCUCCAGAAACCGAAGAAAAUCUCUCUGAAAGGCUCAGACGGAAAAUGUUACACGAUGAUGUGCAAACCUAAAGAUGACCUGAGGAAAGACUGCAGGCUGAUGGAAUUUAAUUGCCUCAUUAAUAAAAGCCUAAGGAAAGAUGCGGAGUCCAGAAGGAGAGAUCUCCACAUUCGGACGUAUGCCGUGAUUCCGUUAAAUGAAGAAUGCGGCAUCGUGGAGUGGGUUAACAACACGGCCGGCCUUCGCCACAUUCUCACCAAACUGUACAAGGAAAAAGGUAUAUAUUUGACGGGGAAGGAGCUGCGGAAAAUGAUUUUGCCCAAAACAGCAUCAUUUCAGGAGAAACUGAAGCUGCACACAGAUGUUUUGUGUGCUCGACACCCUCCUGUGUUUCACGAGUGGUUUCUCAGAACGUUCCCUGACCCAAUCUCCUGGUACAACAGCAGGUCUGCAUACUGCCGCUCCACAGCUGUCAUGUCCAUGGUGGGCUACAUCCUAGGUCUGGGAGAUCGUCAUGGAGAAAACAUUCUGUUUGAUUCCCAAACUGGAGAGUGUGUACACGUUGACUUCAACUGCCUUUUCAACAAGGGCGAGACGUUUGAUGUUCCUGAAGUGGUUCCGUUCCGGCUGACGCAGAACAUGGUGCACGCCAUGGGGCCGAUGGGAACCGAGGGGCUUUUUAGACAAGCCUGUGAGGUCACACUGAGACUCAUGAGGGACCAGAGAGAACCGCUCAUGAGCGUGUUGAAGACGUUCCUUCAUGACCCUUUAGUGGAGUGGAGUAAACCAGUAAAGGGUUCUUCAAAAACACAAGUCAACGAAUCUGGAGAAAUUGUCAAUGAGAAGGCGAAAACCCACGUCCAGGACAUUGAUCAGCGUCUCCAGGGUGUGAUCAAGAACAGGAAUAAAGUGAUGGGACUUCCUCUGUCCAUUGAGGGACACGUUCACUACCUCAUUCAGGAGGCCACAGAUGAUAACCUGCUGUGUCUCAUGUACCUGGGCUGGGGACCGUACCUCUGAGCCCAACCUCACCCGUCCCACCACACGCUGGGUAUUGGGGAUUUGUUUGGUCAUUUUGUAUUUAUGCACUUCACUUCCUGGUUUGAAGUAAAAAUGUUAACUUUGUCUUUUAAUAAGAAACAAUAAAUCAUAAUGAUUUAUAUGAUAAUAUUAAUUCAUAGUUAUAUACAAUACCAUCUGAGUACUGUAAACUAUCACAAAUGAGGAAGGAGAAAAGGGGAAAUCUGCAGGACUGCAUGAAAUACAAUUACAGCAAAAAGUGAAUUUAAAGGUGAAUCUGGUAAUUAUGUCUUAUUUUUUGUGGUUAAAACCAGAAGUUAAAGUUUAACAGUUAUACUGGUUCUGAUGUUUUGCACUGACUCUCCAUUCUGUUUACUGUUUUAUAGAAAAAAAAUUCUAAUGUUUAAAAAGUUCAUUUUUCCUGCUGUGACCUUCAUGAAACACUGGUGUGUUUAUUCCCCUGGUUAAAUAAAUGUAAAUAGUUUUGCAAUGA
Silurus meridionalis is the source of this 8531-nucleotide messenger RNA. It is a transcript of the gene atr, whose product is annotated as ATR serine/threonine kinase. The coding region runs from base 167 to 8038 and encodes 2623 amino acids. Gene Ontology annotation, molecular function: protein serine/threonine kinase activity; protein binding. Gene Ontology annotation, biological process: protein phosphorylation; DNA damage checkpoint signaling; telomere maintenance. Lineage: Eukaryota; Metazoa; Chordata; Actinopteri; Siluriformes; Siluridae. Gene Ontology annotation, cellular component: nucleus. The transcript is spliced from 47 exons. The record is from RefSeq and is a predicted model, not a curated record.